Pezoporus occidentalis (night parrot) is the source of this 1748-nucleotide messenger RNA. It is a transcript of the gene SPATS2, whose product is annotated as spermatogenesis associated serine rich 2. Lineage: Eukaryota; Metazoa; Chordata; Aves; Psittaciformes; Psittacidae. Bases 262 to 1719 code for a protein of 485 amino acids. The transcript has 13 exons. The record is from RefSeq and is a predicted model, not a curated record. Gene Ontology annotation, cellular component: cytoplasm. Gene Ontology annotation, molecular function: protein binding.
GGAUUUGGUGCCUCUGAAGGACUGAAAGGAUUUAACUGGGAAUGUUCUGGGAUUCUUGGCAGAUCCUGAGACUUUCCCUUUCCCAGGGAAGCCUUCCUGACCAGGAGCUCCUCUUCCCAGGAAGCGCCGUGGUUGCAGCUGCUACCCCAGACCCCGUUUGACCAUCCCAUCCCAGACCCCUGCUGGUUCCCGCUCGGAUCCAUUGCUCGGGGGCGAGGAUACUGCUGCUGUUGGCAUUUCCCCCUUCCCGUGUGCCUGGAAAUGUCUAGGAAGCAAAACACCAGAGAUCCAUCUGGCUUUGUUUUUGAUGUGCAGUCCAACACGGUGCUGGCCCAGGGAGGAACCUUUGAAAACAUGAAGGAGAAGAUCAGCGCUGUGAGAGCCAUCGUUCCCAACAGGAGCAACAAUGAGAUUGUGCUCGUGCUGCAGCACUUUGACAACUGUGUGGACAGGACGGUGCAAGCCUUCAUGGAAGGCAACGCCAGUGAAGUACUGAAGGAAUGGACUGUAACAGGCAAGAAAAAGAACAAGAAGAAGAAACCCAAACCCAAGCCACAGGCAGAGCCCAGCGGCCUCCCGGAGCCAGGGAAACCAGCAUCCAGCGGGGAGGAGGCACUGGGAAGCGCCGGGAAGGGCGGGAUGAACGGAUUCCAUGUCAACGGCUGUGCCCAUGACACCGAGUCCAUGGAUUCACUCAGCGAGGGUCUGGAUGCGCUCUCCAUUGAUGCCAGGGAGCUGGAGGAGUGUGAGUGCCCAGCAGGGCCACCCCGAGCAGCAGUGCCUGACCUAGCGAAUGGGAUAGCAGACUUUGACACACAAUCGCUCACCCUGCAUCCUUCCCAGAGCCCUUCAUCCCUCAGGCAGCGGCCUGAGCACCGGAGCACAGGCAGGUCUCUGUCCAGGUCAGCACUGAGCCACUCCACUCCUGCCUCCCUGUCUGCAACCCACCUCGAGGACAUGACCCUGUCUCCUGCCAACAGGAAGCUGGGCUCCAACAUUGAGAAGUCAGUGAAGGAUCUACAGCGCUGCACUGUGUCACUGGCACGGUACCGGGUGGUGGUGAAGGAGGAGAUGGAUGCUUCCAUCAAGAAGAUGAAGCAGGUCUUUGCCGAGCUGCAGAGCAGCCUUAUGGAUCGGGAGGUGGCGUUGCUGGCCGAGAUGGACAAAGUGAAAGCAGAAGCAAUGGAGAUCCUGGGCAGCCGGCAGAGGAAGGCAGAGGCACUGAAGAAGAUGACGGAUGUGGCUGUGAGGAUGUCUGAGGAGCAGCUGGUGGAGCUCCGGGCUGACAUCAAGCACUUUGUGAGUGAGCGCAAGUAUGAUGAGGACCUGGGCCGGGUGGCGCGGUUCUCUUGCGACCUGGAUGCACUCAAGAGGAGCAUCGCUGCCUUCGGCCAAGUUUCCCACCCCAAGAACAGUUACUCCACGCGGUCCCGGUGCAGCUCACUCACAGCCGCAGCCCUUGGCAGCCCCGGGGACACUGCAGCCCCCCCAGGUCCAACCACUGCCACCAGCCUGAGCACGGGCACCAAGAAGCCCCCGGCCGCAGCAGAGGGACCCACGGGGGACACCGGCAGCCACCCCCCACAGCCAGCACGAGAGCGCACCCGGAGGCCGGGAGCAGGAUCACGACUGCAGCCACCCCCCAUGGCCCAACCCCGGCCGCCGGCAGCGCCCCCCCAGCGCCGGCCCCGCGCACGGCACGAGGGGGCCCGCGCCUGAGCUGCGGCUCCAGUGCCUGGUCCCCAUGC